Messenger RNA from Dracunculus medinensis (Guinea worm), 2676 nucleotides. The record is from the annotation of a GenBank genome assembly. Lineage: Eukaryota; Metazoa; Nematoda; Chromadorea; Rhabditida; Dracunculidae.
AUGCAAGGAAAUACUGCGGAUGCAGACCAAAAAGUUUUGAUAAAUCAUUUAAAUUUCAACCUUACUGUUCACACGUGCAAAGCUCGUGAGGAUGAUCAAUCGAAUAGAUUUUUAGUAUUUAUUGUAAAAAGUGCUAUACGAUUUAUGAUAAAUAAUAUCACGGAUGCAAUUUAUCGCACGCUCUAUCAACAUAUUAUAAAGAGCCCUUAUGUUCGCAUGCAAGUCGUUCGGUCUCUUGCACUAGUUGUUGAAAGAAAUUAUCUACUCACUUAUGGGCCAACGCUUCUUAAAUCAAAAAAAUACUUAGUGGACCGUUUAUACGAUAUUUCUCAUGAUGUAAAAUUGGAAGCUGUUCGCGUCUUACCGUUUACAUCAGUUUUUUACAUUGAAUCGUUCAUUGAAGCAAUUAAUACCGAGCCAGACGUGCAUGUACGUCGCCUUGCUUUCGCAAGAAUUGCUCACUUUUCGAACGUACGAUCUUUUUCGGUCAGUCAGCGUAUGAAGAUUUUAAAUAUCGGGACUAGAGAUGAUGACUAUGUGGUUCAAAAAUUUGUCGAGAGAACGAUAGCUGGCUGGGUAGGAAAGCGUGUCGCUAUGCCAUCAGUUAUUUUGAUUAAUAUGGAAUUUAUUGAAUAUGAAGAAGCUUGCGCUAAGGCUUUAAUGGUUUAUUUGGGAUAUUGUCAGAAGAAACUGGGUUGUUGUAGUUUGGAGAAAUUUGUUGUUUCAUUUUGCAAAGCAGUACGCGACACCGAGGAAGAAACUGGCAAGAUUGAACUCAUUGAUUCAACUAAUUAUCUUCAAGUCUUUGAUGGGUUAGUAAAGAAUUCAGAAAAAAUAUUUAAAUAUGCAGAAUCGGUUUAUUUCUGGAAAUGUUUUAUUCAAUACUGCUUUGAAAAAGCAAAAUCUGAAGGAGAUCGGUCUGAGGUUGUUUAUAGAUUAAUGCCAAAUAUGACCGGAUUUUGUCGGCUAAUUUACAAGUUUUUAGUCGUAUGGUCUCCGCAUGUAACACGUGAGGAGGGUUUGGCAAGUGAAUCUGUCAUGUUUUGCUUAUGCCAUAUUUCCCGUUUCUACGACCGAACUGAUGUUGUUGGCAGAAAAAAUUGGAAGGAAAUGUUGGAAAUAAUAUUUUCAAUGCGAGUUCUUCCAAAUUCAGUCAAAAUCAUCGAAUUUGCUAUUAAUGAAUUGUUCAACGAAUUCUAUUCUAAAGAUAAAUUUCAAGAAUUUAUUGACUGGUCAUGUUACCGCAUCAAUAGUUUCAUAACUGCAACUCCAAAUGAAACUGAAGAGGAGCUAACGUCGCAGAAUUUAAUUCGUGAGAAAAGACGAAAUAUUCAGUCAAAGUUUCAUAGAAACUUAUCGCUUGAAACUGAAGAAAUAUCUAAUUUUAUAGAAAAAACAGAUCCAGAAUUUCUUCAGCUUGAAAACCGCAAUGUUGAACGAGCGUUAAUUGCAUUGCGCUGUUUGCUGAAACAUCCAUGUAUUUCAACUAUUACAACAUUAUUAAGGAGUGCAUUAGAGAUCGCCAUCGAAGAAUUCUUAAUGAAAAUGGAUCCGUGUAUUUGGCCUCUUGUAUGUGAAGUGAUCGGUCUUGCUGCAGCUGUUGAUAAGAUGAUUGCUCAUGAACGCAUGCAUUUAUUGCGUAGUGCCAUUGAAGUUGAUGGCUCACCAAGUGAAGCUUGUGCAUUGUCGUCGAUUUCGCUUAUUGCUGUAUCACAUGGUUUCUCAUAUAUAGCAAAUUUUUUAUACCCAGAUAUCACCCAAAAAAAUGAGCCAAGAAGUACUCAUCUACAAAAAGUAUUUGAAGAGUAUUUGAGCCUUGAGGACGAUUAUCUAUGUUGUGCUGCUGUCGAAAGCUGUUCGCGAAUUCUUUUUCUUGGAAAUUACAUUUUUCCUGGAAUGCUUGCCAAAUGUCUUCUGUUGCAUUCCCAUCCCAAAUGUCCACCAAACACUUUUCGUUUACUCGAUUACUUUUUAUCAAUUUACUCGUCGAACCAAGAUAAAUUGGCUGGAGCUAUGUCGACCGCCGUGCGACUUGCGGAAGAAGGCACGUUUAAGAAGUUCAAUAGAACUGAUAUCUAUCGAAUGUUAACAUAUAUCGUUAAUGCAACGAAAAUAUCGAAUUUAGUGGCAACGAAUGAAGUUGAACUUAAUGAAUAUGAUUUUAUUCCAUGGACGAGACCGGUCCAAUUUUUCGUUAUACAUAACUUACUUCUUAUUAUUGAAAGAACUUCUGCGUUCACGGAUGGUGUCGUUAAGGCUCUUCAGUUUACUUCGCUCGAAGAAAUUGACCAAAUUGAAGACCUUUCGAAUAUUCAAGAAAAAGUAGACAGUGCUAUCAAAAUACUUCAUGGACGUAAACUCUAUAACUUGGCAAUCGGUCUGAUCGAUUUUAAGAAUCGUGUUAGUGAACUGAUCAAUGUGCAUUCAAGGCAAACUGAUUCUGGGAAUAACUCAGUUGCAUUGUGUGUGAAUGAAACUCAUUUACAGAACUCGAUAAAGCGAACAUUGUCUGGUAACUCGAAUAGAAAUAUUAAUCGUGAUGAAGAUACCAUCAGAGAAAGAGAUGAUUCACAACGUCAAGAUGGUCGGAAUCAUCAAUGGGAUAUUAAAGUGAAAAAGGUGGAUCUUGACAAAGAAAAGCUAAAAUAUUCGCAGACGUUUGAAUUUCCGAUUUAG